This is a messenger RNA of Thelazia callipaeda (thelaziosis nematode), 483 nucleotides long. NCBI's taxonomy places the organism in Eukaryota, Metazoa, Nematoda, Chromadorea, Rhabditida, Thelaziidae. The record is from the annotation of a GenBank genome assembly.
AUGCAAACUAUUAUUCGACAAAAAAAAAUCAUCGAGAAAUUGGAGCGUCAGCUGAAGAAUUGCACACACUCAAAAUCAGAUGCCAGUUCCCUAAGUGUUCGUAUUGAUGAGCAACGAGCAAAGUUCGAACGAAGAGAUGGUUUCAGUUAUAAUUUUGUGAUACUGGAUUGGAAACGCAAUGAUCAAGGCAAAGCUCAACAACAUCUGAAUUUGGCCUUGAAACAAAGCGCUUCGAAUGUUUACGUUUAUGAUCACGGAUCAUUGUCUGGGACAUUUUUUUCUUUUGGUGAUAGGAUAAUCGAUAUUGAUGGGAUAACUUUUGCUAGAGCCAUCGAUAUUCGAGAUCGCAUUAUUUGGUCUCAUCAUAAUAAAGAUUAUUUUACGAGUAUCAUUGAACGACCUAUAACAGAACAAGCAAUGAAUAUUAUGUCCUCAUUUUUAAAUCCUUCUAAUUCAUGUUUUACUGUACUGCUACGUGUUUGA